This is a messenger RNA of Penicillium argentinense, 291 nucleotides long. RefSeq lists its product as uncharacterized. The transcript has 2 exons. The coding region runs from base 1 to 291 and encodes 96 amino acids. The record is from RefSeq and is a predicted model, not a curated record. NCBI's taxonomy places the organism in Eukaryota, Fungi, Ascomycota, Eurotiomycetes, Eurotiales, Aspergillaceae.
AUGACACCCGCAGUUCGAUCACUGUCUACACGAACAUUAGGAUCGCAUCAUUUGCGACCGGUAUCUACGCGAACUUCGUUCCCCUCAUCGGCCUCCUCGAUCACGCGCAGGAGCUACUCUGUCGACGAAAAGGCAAAGGAGAAAGAGCCUGGCGGUCAGCGAAAGUUGAUUAUGGCUGCUUGCCUCGCUGUGCCAGCAUUUGGCGUCUUAUGGCUACGGGGCGGGAAAUCAGAUAUCAGCGGCGCUGGGCGCGGUGCGAACCAAGAGUACAAGGAGGGAGGUAACAAGUAA